AUGGCAAACUCUAGUAUUUAUGGGGCAAAGGCUAUGCAUAUGAUGAAAUAUAUGCCUGUCUAUGCUACGCCGACCCAAGAAAUCGAUGAGAAAAGACUAAUCUAUCUAGCUUAUAACUUUGAACAAGAAGUAAAACUAGCAUCCGAAGCUAAUAAAGGGGAGAAGAAAUUUCGUAACUAUCGUUACGAAUUAUUAGGCGUAGAAGAAUUACUAGUGUAUCGAAGUCAAUAUCGAAAACUUAUCCACAGACUAUUGUUUUUACUUAUUGCAAAACAACUAUUUGACUUACCUUCAAAAAUUAUUACGGAAACAUUAAAAGCUACUAAAUUACUAGAAAUUGGAUCCAUAGAAGUUAUAAAAUUUUUUCAUCUAUCAUCGGAUCUAAUCAACCAGUUAAUAUCAGUAAUCUUUGGAGCCGUCCAAAUCGACCUGGAAAGCAAUGAGGACAAUCACUUGAAUCAACACCUUUUCAUUUGCUUAUAUAAUCUAAUUGGCGAAAUUUAUAAAAAAUCCACAAUGUCGAAAGAAAGCUACAAGUACUUUCAACCUCACUAUCGACUAAUGGCGCAAAAAAUUAUACUCAUGAUUUAUCCAAGUGCAGAAAUUUUAUGUAGUUACUUGAGUGAGCCUGGUGUUGAAGCUAUGAUAUCUGCUGCAACCGGAAAUUAUAAUAUUCCAAAACUUAUGUUUAAUGCCAUAGCAAAUACAGAUGGAUAUCAGGCUGGUGUUAAAGUUGCUUGCCGUGUCUUGGCUGAAACUUUACUAGCAAACAUAUCUUCACGGUCCGAAGUUCAAAGUGAUGUUAAUACUAUUUCAUGGUUCGAUAAUUUUCGACGUAGCAGAGAUGUUAUGGAAAAGGAAACUAAAACCCUACCACGACCUCAUUCUUCUCCUGCUCUUAAUCCCAAAUUUAUCAACAGAGCUAAGCUAUUGCGUAGUAAAUCAGCUAAGGGCCAGAAGUCCAAUGUAAAGCAUGUACAAAAGGAAGCAACUGUAGGUGAUCCAAUUAUCGUUGACAAACAGUAUGUUGCAAGGAUAAUAAGUCUUCCAUCAGACAAUUUAGCCUUAAUUGCUAUCAAUGCAAGCAGAAAACCAAAUUCACUGGCAUCAACCUCUCCUAUCAAUAAAUACAGCUAUAUAACGUUAAGCUCAAUUCGAUGGAAUCCAUUAGGCUAUUGGGUUCACAUUCGAUCCGAUUCAGUGGACUUUCGGAGCGAAAGCGAAAUUGAAUCAAAGCAACACCGCACAACUAUUCUGCGCCAAUGCCAACAUAUAAUAGCUACGAGCACGUUUACUCUUGGAAAGCAUUUGAAUUCACUUUUAAAUGAUAAGAUACGAGAUAUUCCUACUGAAGAUAAUGAAACAAAUGCAGUAUCUAUAUCGACAGGAAUGAGAAUGGUCAUUAAUAUGCCCACGGUUUACGACCGGUUGCAUAAUUUAGAAGAAGGUAAAUUAAUGGAUCAGGAAGAAGAAGAUUUUUAUGAAUCAAUUGAAAAGCAGCACAAAGGAUCCUUAAAAUUCAUUGAUAUUCCUCGAGAAGAAAAAGAAGAAAAUAAAAAUGAUACCGAUACUGAAAAACAACAAUUAUUUACAAAGAUUAAGAAUAACCAUGGGUCCCAACCGCGUGAAGAUAAGAAUGAGAGCCAAGACCAAUUUCAUAAAGAAGCAAAAAUCAUCAGUGCCGGUAUCAUUGAUGAAUGUAUAGCCAGCGCAAUUCAUGAUACAUUGUUGACCCGAGAUAGCGAAGAAAUAGGACAGCUAUCGGAUAGCAAAAAGAUUAAAAGUGAUUCCGUUGUUAUUUCGAGCGAAAAUGCGUCCUGGAGUAAAGACCUUUCAUCAGAUUCUCGAGGAAAUGGUAUUGGCUCAAUAUUGAAUGUUUACAAUAGGCCCAGACCUAAAACGGCAAUAAAAAAAUCUCGAGAUGGUAUGAUAACAAAUUAUAUUUCUCAAAUUGGCUUUGAACAGUUUGCCAGUUUGUUAAUAUUAACAGAAUCAUUUUCUUAA
This is a messenger RNA of Trichoplax adhaerens, 2004 nucleotides long. RefSeq lists its product as uncharacterized. The record is from RefSeq and is a predicted model, not a curated record. The coding region runs from base 1 to 2004 and encodes 667 amino acids. The transcript has 21 exons. NCBI's taxonomy places the organism in Eukaryota, Metazoa, Placozoa, Uniplacotomia, Trichoplacea, Trichoplacidae.